UCAUGGCGACGUUACCGCCGCGGAAAAAUCCAACGAAAAUUUCAAAACAACAUUUAACCCCAUUGCAAACACUUUUACAAUUGGGUUUUCCAAUGCACCGAGCAGAGAGAGCACUGGCUGCUACAGGACAUCGAGGUGUACAACUUGCAUCCGAUUGGCUAGUAGCUCAUGUUAACGACCCUACUUUAGACUCUGAUACUCAUAGACAAUAUGUUUUGUAUGCUUGUCCUACGGGUGAAUUAGCUGGGCAGCUUAUAAAAUUUUGGUCAGAGAGUAAAGAACUUAUAUGGAAUGGAGUGCAUAAUUAUAUGCCACAUAUUACACUUGUGUCAUGCUUUAAAGCACCGGAUGAAUCUAUUGAAGGAUUGGUAAAUGCUCUUGAAACUACAGUUAACCAAAUUGAAUUAACAGAUACUAUUGAGUUAGAAACUUAUAUUUCUCCCAAUUUUAUGGGUCUCUUUGUUAAAGAAGCAAAUGCAGAAUGGCUAAAAGAUAUUGCUAUUCGUUAUGUAAAUAAACUUUCAAGUUUGGGCAUUUCUGCAGAGCCCCAAGUAAAAUCUUUACAUUUAACAUUGGCCUAUCAAUUUCCCAGCAACUUGUAUCAACAAUUGCGUUUGAUGGUAGAAAAAUUGACACUUACUUGUCCAACUAAUUGGGAACUUAGAUUAUAUUCUAGAGAUCCUAGACUACAAAAUGCACAUGUACAUAAAGUGAGAUAUCCUCACAUGCCUAGAGAACAGGAUGAAUUAGAGCUAAGAGUGGGAGAUUACAUUUACAUUCCAGAAGGAGCAUGUAGUGCAUCUACAGAUGGUUGGGUUGAAGGUACCUCUUGGUUAACUGGCAUUUCAGGUCAUUUACCUUUAAACCACACAAAACGUACAGCUGAAUCAGAUUCAUGGACUUUACAUGCUACUGUGCAAAUUACUGACAAUAAAAGUGGAAUUUCAGAAAAAGAAGAAAUACCUUUAACUCGCAAACCACCAGUAGUAUUAUCAAGUGAUUCUAUAGAUAGUCCUGAUGGAGUAGCAGCAACUAAUGAACCAUUUGAGGCUUCUGAAGCACCUCCAAGUUCUCCAAGAGAAAUUUUUAUAUGUCGCCAUGGAGAAAGGGUGGAUUUCACAUUUGGAUCAUGGAUUCGUUAUUGCUUUGAAUCGGACGGAUCUUAUAUUCGUAGAGACUUGAAUCUGCCAAAGGAAAUGCCAUCAAGGAAUAUACAGGAUUUCCGAAAUGAUAGUCCUUUAACAACUGUAGGUGAAGUACAAGCAAGUUUAGUAGGUGAAGCAAUGAAGGCAUCUAGUAUCAAAAUAGAUGUGGCUUUUACAUCACCAUCAUUAAGAUGUAUACAAACAUUGGCUCAUAUUUUAAAAGGACUAGAUAUAAAUAUUCCAAUGAAAAUAGAGCCAGGACUCAUAGAAUGGUUAGAAUGGUAUCCAAAUGGUGUUCCAGUUUGGAUGACAUCUAAAGAAUUAAUAAAAGCAGGUUUUAACAUAGACAAAAGUUAUGAUCCAAUUAUUAAAGCAAAAGAACUUCCAUUGAAAGAGGAUACAGACCAGUAUUAUGAACGGAGUUAUGAACUAAUUAAACGAAUUAUUGAAAAUACAGUAGGAAAUAUUUUAAUAGUAGCUCAUGCUGCUUCUUUGCCAGCAUGUACCAGACAAUUAACAGGUGGAAGAGUACCAGUACCUUCUGAAGUUACUAGAUUAGCUCAAAGAGUACCAUAUUUAGCAUGCUUAACAGCACGCGAAGGUUUGGAUGGUUGGCAACUUCAUCCUCCUCCCUUUCCACCUAUAACCCAUACCAGUAAUUCUAGGUUUGAUUGUAAAGUACUGUUGUAA
This is a messenger RNA of Habropoda laboriosa, 1835 nucleotides long. RefSeq names its product protein UBASH3A homolog (gene Epp). The transcript has 4 exons. Lineage: Eukaryota; Metazoa; Arthropoda; Insecta; Hymenoptera; Apidae. The coding region runs from base 3 to 1835 and encodes 610 amino acids. The record is from RefSeq and is a predicted model, not a curated record. Gene Ontology annotation, molecular function: protein binding.